AUGAAGCAGAGCGACCUGCUCCAGCGGUCUGUCUCUGUCUCAGGAGCGAGUCAAGCGGAGUGGUUUUUCAUGAAAGCCAAAGUCGCCCUGGCAGUGGCUGUAAUAAAAAACAAGCCCCCGGGUAUGAGUGGCCGAGCGUACGCUGAGGCUCUGGCCUGCAAGCUGAAGAGCCAGGAUGAAAGCUGGAAGGAAAAAGCCCAGGGGCUGCAGCAGGAGGUGCUGAGGCUGCGGCAGGAGAUGCUCAUCGCCAGGGCGACAUCAAACACAAAGAGCAGCACGGAGGCAGGAGAUGAUGACAACAAAAUGGACGACACUUCGCAGGAUCUGUUUGGUCCAGAGAGUCAAGUAUGGAGUGUAGAACCAGACUCAGAGACUCCUGAACUGUUGCUGCAGCCUCCUGAGCCCACCAUCCCUUUGCCUCGGCCGCUGCCUCCCUCCAGUCUCCACGGAAAUCCUCGAGAAGACGCACUAUCUCCUCCUGUGCAGUUCCUCCAGUCGCUGUGUGCUCUGCAUCGAGUAGAAGACGACAACAGAGGUCUGGAGGCUCUGUGGUUCAUCCCUGGUGACGACGCGGGAUCUGUGUUGGCGGACACUGUGUGCCAGCUCCUUGACUCCGUGGUGACGGCCUUCAAGGAUCCCCCUGCACCGGGACCACGCGACCUCGUCCUGCAGGCCUGUCAGGCCGCAGCCCGAGCGAUGGACCUCUUCUGUUCUCAGAGGCUGCCGUCUGUUGAGUUCAUGAGACGUGUGGAAGAGCCACUGAGGGAGUUGACUCGGAUGCUGCUGCACGGGAGUCAACCCAGCAGGCUCCAGGCUGCAGAGAAGCUGAUGGAGUGCCUGAUCGCGCUGGGGAGCAGCAGCAUGUCAAAGUCCUUUCUCAUUCGUCACAUCCUGUCGGAGAUCAGCACUCUGGCCGAUCAGCUCUGGCAGGCCUUCCAGGCUCAGGAUGGCUCAGGGCUCAACAAGUUUCCCGUGGACCAGUAUCAGAACUCGUGCCACCUGUUCUCGAUCCUGGAGGCGCUCCUACAGAAAUCAAAGGUAUCGUGCAGGCUGGAGGUGGGAUCGGAGCAGAUGGCCUUCUUGAGUCACUUGGAACAACGCGCCUUUCUUUUGUCAGAUGAGUUUCCCUUGUUUUCCAUCCGCAUGUGGAGGAUCGGAGGUCUCCUCAAGUCUUCAGACUAA
Stegastes partitus (bicolor damselfish) is the source of this 1182-nucleotide messenger RNA. RefSeq names its product meiosis-specific, MEI4 homolog (S. cerevisiae) (gene mei4). The transcript has 5 exons. Gene Ontology annotation, cellular component: lateral element. Gene Ontology annotation, biological process: spermatogenesis; DNA recombination; homologous chromosome pairing at meiosis. The record is from RefSeq and is a predicted model, not a curated record. Bases 1 to 1182 code for a protein of 393 amino acids. Lineage: Eukaryota; Metazoa; Chordata; Actinopteri; Pomacentridae.